ACAGAAAUUCAUAGCAGAACUGAGGAGUGAGAGUGUGAUAGUUGCCUGUCGUUUUCCGUUACCCAACUUGGAGCCUAUUGCAAUACUUGGUCAUGGUGUUGAUACUGUUUGGGUCUACAAAAAUGCAGCGAUAACACAGCAAUGAUGGGUGAUCGAGGAAAAAAAGUUAAAUUGCCUCAAUGCCCCAAAGAUUAUGACGUCUUAUUUUGCUCCUUUACACAUACAGGUUUGUGAAUCGAUUGCCCACGGCUACGAUGCCUUUUUCCAAAUCAAAAGGACCAGGUCAGGAACCUCCGUGAUGUCAUCGGCCCCGGUUCCGUCUCUGUACCGUACUCCAUAUUCUUACGAUGACAAAAAUAUGAACCGCAUCGAAUUUGUACUUUACGAGGGUCAAAAGCCGGGUACCUCGGGACUUCGAAAAGCUGUAAAAGUUUUCACACAGGAGCAUUAUACCGAAAAUUUCAUUCAAUCAAUCUUGGGAGCUCUUGGUGAUCGUUUGACGGGAUCCACAUUAGUUGUUGGAGGAGAUGGUCGUUACUAUUGCAAAGAGGCAAUCGCCAAGAUCAUACGAAUUACUGCAGCUAACGGGAUAGCAAAGUUGAUCGUGGGUCAAGAUGGGAUUUUUUCAACCCCAGCUGUUUCUGCUAUUAUCCGCAAGUAUGGAACAAUCGGUGGAAUUCUUCUAACGGCUUCUCAUAAUCCUGGUGGACCUGAUGCUGAUUUUGGUAUAAAAUUCAAUUGCGAGAAUGGUGGGCCUGCUCCCGAUGAUGUUACUAAUAAAAUUUAUGAGAUCACCAAAGUUUUGGAAAGCUACAAAAUUGCCCCAGGGAUUGACAUCGACGUCUCUAAAAUUCAGAGUACUACCAUACAAGUUGAUGGGAAGAAUUUCACUGUCAACGUCAUUGAUUCCGUUAAUGACUAUGUCGAACUUAUGAAGGAGAUAUUUGAUUUUUCAAGUUUAAAAAAAUUGAUUCAUGGAACUCCUGAACGAGCUGCUUUUCAAGUUCUGAUUAACUCCAUGAAUGGAGUUACUGGACCAUAUGUGAAGCGUAUAUUCAUAACUGAAUUAGGUGCUUCUGCUGCCAAUACCGUCAAUAUUGUUCCACUAGAAGAUUUUGGUGGUCUCCACCCUGAUCCCAAUUUAACUUAUGCAUCAGACCUUGUGGAUUCUGUAAAAAAUGGUCCAUAUGAUCUUGGUGCAGCUUUUGAUGGCGAUGGUGACAGAAACAUGAUUUUGGGGAAAAAUGCUUUCUUUGUCAAUCCCUCUGAUUCUGUGGCAGUUAUAGCAGCUAAUUUCACCUCGAUUCCAUACUUCAGAGAAAACGGAAUUAUGGGAUAUGCUCGAUCCAUGCCUACUAGUUGUGCUCUUGAUAAAGUAGCUGCUGCAGCUAAUGCUUGUUGCUUCGAGGUGCCAACUGGAUGGAAGUAUUUUGGUAAUCUGAUGGAUGCGGGACUGUUGUCUUUGUGUGGAGAAGAAAGUUUUGGCACUGGGUCUGAUCACAUUCGUGAAAAGGAUGGUGUUUGGGCAUGCCUUGCCUGGCUCAGUAUUGUAGCGUAUUCAGGUAAAUCAGUUGAAGAAAUUCUGCAAGGACAUUGGACCAAAUAUGGCAGGAACUUUUUUACAAGGUAUGAUUAUGAAAAUUGCGCAUCUGAGUCUGCAAAUCAAAUGAUGGUUGAACUCGAAGAACAUAUUACCAGUGCUAGUUUCAAAGGAACAAAGCUCACAAAUGGCGAUAAAUCAUAUGUUGUUAAAAAUGCUGAUAAUUAUUCAUACAAAGAUCUAAUCGACGGCAAUGUCGCUAACAAACAGGGCUUACGAAUAUUAUUUGAAGAUGGAUCUCGCAUAAUCUUUCGCUUAUCAGGAACGGGCAGUUCUGGGGCAACGAUUCGACUCUAUGUCGAGAGUUAUGAAUCUGACCCAUCGACUUACAACAAAGAUCCUCAAGAAGUGUUAGCACCACUUUUAAAUAUCGCUCUACAAUUGAGUAAACUCAAAGAGCAUACCGGUCGUGAUACACCAACUGUCAUCACAUGAGCUUCGUUGGCUAGUCUACUUUCAUCCUCCAUCUCGAACACUUCUUGCACAGGUAUCAUUAUUAGAUUAUGUACGGUACUUUCAAUAUGUUGAUAGAUUUAAGUCACACACUUAUGCUACGUAUCUGAAGAGUUCGUUUCAAAAUUGAUUCAAGGCAAAGCAUAACUUAGGAAACCAAGUGCAUUUUGCAUUUUGCUGCAGACGUCAUAUUAAGUCUCAAAAUUCUUUUUUGAGUUACAGAAAGUUACUUCUGUGAUAUUUAGAACGCCAAAUAAAGGUCUUCAAUUUGUAUCAUACCGAAUUAUACACAGUUACGACAAAAAGAUUAUUAUUAACUCAAUUAAAGUAAGCUAUCUAUAAUAAACACAAUAGCAAUCCAAUAGAACAUUGCCUUACAGUAACAUAGCAGCAGCAUUACGUCACCUUUUUCGUUCUCAACUGUUGAACACUGGAAAAAGCAAUAAUAUAGUAAUAGUGUAGCGGAUUUUGGAUAGAGGAAAUAGAUUUGAUAUAUCAGAAGUACAAUGAAGAAAUUUUUUUUACAAAAUGCGUAGCUAAUUAAAUUUUACCACAUUUAAUAGAAUUUGCAGGAAUAAAGACAAGAUUUCGCCGUGAAAUAAAACAAACGGUACGACUAACAAUAAGUUAACUGCUGUAAAACCUAUAUUUCUCAAUUUUUUUAAUUCUUUAAAUUUGUAUCUUUGAGUAUAAAUCAUCAAGAUUCCUCCAGGAAAAUCGUCGAUAUUGCGGGUAAUUCAGAAGAGUGAUUAUAUCGUGCAGCUAUCAAUUAUUGCAAAACUUAUCCCAUUAUGCGUUAACUGCAUCGAAAACAUUCAUAAUUUAUGUAAACUUGAAAAUUAAAAAUUUCUCCGUUGUCUAAGUAAUGAAACGGAGAUAUUGAAUUCCUAUAGUUGAAAAAGUCAUUGUAAAAGUAAAUCGAAUAGUGCUGUCUAAAGUUAUUAGUUCUCGUGGUCGUUCAUUUAUUUCAAAUAAACGAAACGACGUAAUUAUUAUGGCUAGGUAGGGAUCGCCAGUGAUCAUAUCAAUAAGAAUUAAAUUUAGCUCUCGAAAAUUGCACAUUGUAUGGCACUUUGAUGCUUUGGUGAAUUUAGGGACUUACAAGUUCGCUCAUUAGGAUAUGAGAAGUACAUACCAUUUUCCAUCACACAUCUCGGAACACUUGAUAAUUCACAUGACAUGAUAACAUAUUGUAUUGGUAAUAUUGGUAUUGUAAUGAUAAUGUAUUGGUUGCACGAAUAGUGAUUAGUUGAUGAACAUGGUGUACAUUCGCAUCAAGUAUCAUAUCUGAUUUCAAUGUGAUUCGCAGUUCUGGUAUUCUAUCAUGGAAUGUUAUGGCAAAUCAUCUUUGGCGUAAGUAGAAUGAGGUUUUAUUUUGUCGUAUGAUGUCAUAGAAAUACAACGUACAGCAUUUGGCCACUGUCAGACCAUUAUGCAGUUUGUUCCCCCACUGAAUCUUGCUUGUGUUUUACUCAUUCAGUGCAUUGAUUCAGUGCAUGGUUGCGCAGUGUAAUUAGAGUGAUUCUUGAAAAAUCGAAGAAAAAUUACAAUAAAAUUGAGUACUCGGAUUUUUCGCGAGGUUUGAGAGAAUUACUCCACGGUUUGUUAACGUUGAACAUAGUUCUCAAUGUAAGAGAUACAUGCCAGUUUAUAGGUAAGUACCGUGGCGUUACUAUCAAACCAAAGGUAUGGCAAGCUAGAAUUCUCUUGUAUCUCUUUCGUGCAGAACUAUACGUAGAAGUAAGUUGAACUAAUGGAACUAAUUAUUAAAAUUACCUAAGAGUAUUGGUAUCUACAUGAUGCCAAUACAAAAAAUGGCAAUAAUAUUGGCGUGUCAAUUCAAGUCAUAUACCUAUCGGCCAGAAAAUGUACACAUCUAUCAGCUACCUACAUAGGUAUGAACAGGGAGUGUCAAAUACAUUGAUAAGUAAUCAUAAAGGAAAAACAAUAUAAUGGUAAAUAAAGAGGUAUAUUCUUAAACUUUAAUCAAGUUACAAAUUGCUAGUAGAAAUAUUUCAUGUCUUGCUUUGAAACAUGGUACAUCUUAAAACAUAAAAAUACCAUAUGUCACAUCAAUGGGAAAAUUCAGUUUGUCUGUGUAAAUGUGAAGUUAAUGUGUUUAGUUUUUAGGAAUCUUCAUCAAUCAACCUCAUUUUAGUAUCAAUGAUUCAUUAGAAAAAAGCCUCUAUUCGCAAUAUAUAGUAUAUUAGUAGCUCGUGUAUUUGUGAGCAUCCUAUCAUUUCAUUGAUUAAAAAUUCGAUUUGUAAAGGAUUGUAGGUUUCGAUAACAGAUCAAGAAUCGUAGCUUAAGACGUCGUUUCAACUACACAUUCAACUGUGUAAAAGAUUAUUCAACUUUUUACUUCCAUUAUGGAAAAGAAGAAUAGCGUAGAAUAUUGCGGCUCGUAAAUUUUGGAGUUCUUCACUUUUUGUUUGUUGUAACCGAUGUUCUUGAGGUGGAUCUGAAAUUUUUUGAGAUUAUGUAUUUGGAAGAUUCCAAUGGAAUUUUGUAAAUAAUCGAUGAUAAGUGGGAGGAUACUUGGGGACCUGAGCCGACAAGAGCUCCCGUCAGACUUAAGCAACCACGUUACAAUCGGAACAGUAUAACUUGUGCUUAAAGCCAUAUCGAUGUCAAGAAAUUCAUAGUUAUAUGAAUGAAAGUUACUUCAAUAAUGAUGAACUGGGAGAAGAGGGUUUAAAGUCAACUAGGAUUUAGAGUCAGAUAAAAAAAAAGUUCGAAUCGCGACUAAAAUCGUUCUCAAUUUUUCAAAAGUCAUUCAAAAUUGUUCAAAAAUCGUUUAAAAGUUUUUCUUAGUCUUGUGGUGUGGUCUUGGGUCCUGAUGUGGUAGCUCUGUCACAAGAGACCAGCAAUGACUGCCGAUUGUACUAUAAAACAUAAACAUAUAACAUUUGUACUAUAGUAAUUAUUGUGUAAGAGUUUGCUAGUGAAUGCCUGAAGCUUAUAGUAUAUCUCGUUACAUCUAACAAGAAGAUUUUUAUUUUGAAAGCAUAGAGUAAUGAAUCAUUUCUCUACAGACUUCUCGAGGAAAUGUGGAAUGCAUUCUCAUUAUUGUUACAGAUAUUGAUUUUAUGUGAAUAUUACCAUUGUAUAUUAGUUAUUCUCACCAUAAUGUUUUAUGAUUUUAAGCAAGCCAAAGAUGAAUUGGUAUAUCAUUUGAGCAUUAUCACAUCAAAUCAGCAAUCACAUCAGAAUAAGGUAUCAAUCAAUUAUUCAAACAACGAAAAUCUGAUACAGGUAUACAUUUAUCAAUAUACAACAUAAACCAACAUAUUGUUGAAUAAUGAUUACGACCGUAUAUACUCUUGGGAUCUGUCUGAUGAAUCCAAGUAUUGAUAGAGAAUAUCUGGAAGCAAACGGAUACUAAAUGUGUAAAUAAGUAUAGGAAAUGGUAUUGAAGAAUCAAGAUCACACGAGUGGUAGCAAUCAAGGUGAAAUCAAUAGCAUAGUUAUAAAAAAAGCUCACCAUUUAAUCGAUCACUACAAUCUUCCGCAAUUUUGUCUGUUAAAUACUUCGUUGUUAUUAAUGCUAUAUUUAAAUGCCGUUGUAUGUAUAGAAUAAAGAGAUCACACACACAUGCCAAAUAUACAUGCUCUGUCAACUGACAAUUGUGAGCUCAAUGUAACUUUCUGAAGUACUGAGGUACAUAUUCCAUUUAUUCCGCAAUGCACACUAGAUUCCAAGAUUGCUUGAAGUCUUUGGAGUAAUGGAUAUUUCAUUUCUGUUCUUUAAGUUACCACUGUGAAGAUAUACAUACAACUUGUUCGUAUUUAUAGUUAAUACAUGUUUUGUUCCAUCAAGUAAUUACCCAGUGUUCUUGUUAUACUUGAAAGUUCGAGUAUCUUUCCAGAAUAUUGUGUAUGGUCAAAUUCAGUACUGGAAUGUAAGCAUGUUGAGUCGGAAUAAACUAAACCUGGAUGCCAAA
Molecule: messenger RNA, 5997 nt
Organism: Athalia rosae (coleseed sawfly)
Lineage: Eukaryota; Metazoa; Arthropoda; Insecta; Hymenoptera; Athaliidae
Gene: Pgm1
Product: phosphoglucomutase
Exons: 10
Coding region: 194-2035 (613 amino acids)
Biological process (GO): carbohydrate metabolic process
Cellular component (GO): cytosol
Molecular function (GO): phosphoglucomutase activity; magnesium ion binding
Source: RefSeq, a predicted model, not a curated record